AUGCCUUUUGUUGCCAGCGUGAUGGGUGAACAGCAGCGUCCCGUGCAGCGGGCGUGCGGGCUUGCGGCGCUCCUUGUGGGCGCGGCAGCGUGCGCAUGCGCGGUGAUGGCGUCUUCGACAAGCGCCAUGGCCGUGUCUCCGGUCUCUUCCAACGGCACCACCAUCUUUGACUUCCAAGACCUGGUGGACAUCCAGGGCAAGCCCAUGAACCUCUCCCACUUCCGUGGAAACGUGUCGCUGGUCAUCAACGUUGCGUCCUUCUGA
Molecule: messenger RNA, 264 nt
Organism: Salpingoeca rosetta
Lineage: Eukaryota; Choanoflagellata; Craspedida; Salpingoecidae
Exons: 2
Coding region: 1-264 (87 amino acids)
Source: RefSeq, a predicted model, not a curated record